AUGAAAGGAAACUAGCAAAAUCGUCAUCUUGUUUGGCAAAAAGUAUCUGAAAUCAAAGGCUUCUAGGUUUUAUGCUUGGAUUGCAGAGUUUUUUUCGAUAACUAAAGAAAUCCAAAUAACUCUAAUAAUUCAAGUAGUAUUGUUUCGCACUUAAUCUAAUCAAAGCAUAACAAGGUUCAGUUACUUAUCAAUUCAGGCAUAGCAGUUUAAAAGCAUAUUGUUUGCUCAUCAUGUAAAUUAGGGGAUGUUUUUAAACUUUAAAUUUAUGAUUAUCCUCAAGGUAUUCUACUGCUUUGUAAUGAGUGUUCUUUUAAAUUUAUAAAUUAAACUAAAUUUAAAUAAGAUUCUGAGGUUAAGCACUCAACAGUUAUCUAAUAAAAUGAAAUCAAUUCCAUUCUUUUUGAUGCAAAGAGGGUUUAAUUAAAUCCAGAUAUUCUACAGAUAAACUAAAAUAAAAAAUCUAAAGUUUAAUACAUCAGAAAAGUUGAUGUAGUAGAAGCAAAUGCUGGACCACAAAAUAUUAGUUAAGCUUAAUAAUAAAAAUCAACAAAUAAUUUAAAUUAAAAUCCCUAAUUAAUCGGAUCAGAUAAAAUAUAAAAUAAAAAUUAAAAUGCAUCUCAAGAGUAAAAAAUUGAAAAACUUUUAAAAAUUUAAUGCUUAGAUUGCAAAUAAUAUUUUGACAACUAAAAAAUAAAUGGGUCUCUCAAAACAAGCAUCAUUAAGCAUCUUACUAAAUAGAAUCAUAAUAGAAUUACCUGUAUAUUAAACUAAAAUUAAUAAAAAAAUAUUACUCCAGAUUGCUAUAAAUGCAAGAAAAGAAAUGUUUUCGAUUUAACAAUAUGUAAAGUUAAUAAUGAAUAGUAUUUACUAUGCUCUUAAUGUUUAAAUAAAAGCAACGGCAGUUUAUUUACUAAUGAUCCAAAUAUAGCUAUGAAAUUGGUCAGCACUUUUCCAAAUGAACCACUUAUUACUAAUUAUUCAAUUAAUUCUACUUUCCUUGAUCAAUUAACGAAGAGCGAUUAACCUAAAUAAAUUUAAUCAGAUUAAACCUAAUUAAAUUAGUAAUCUAUCCCACAAAAUAUUUAAAUAGGCUUAAAUAAUAAUAAUAAUUAACUUUUAGUCAGUAAUAACAGUAAUAACGAAGAUACAUAAGUAAAGUGCCUUUAGUGUAAUAAUAUAUUUUAAAACUAAAGAAACAAGCAUGACAGUGUAACUCAAAUAGUCAAACAUUUAAAAAAGUGUUCCCACAAUAAAAUAGAAAUAUAAGAAAAGGCAAGAAAAACUUCUUUUUCUACAUUUAAAUGCCUAUCAUGCAAUUAAAACAACAUUUUUGUUCUAUUUAUUGUAGAAAUUGAAUCAUUUUACUUUGUUUUAUGUAACUAAUGUAUAAAUAGUAAGAUGAUUCAAUUUUAAGGUAAAGACUCACAAUCAAUUGAAAAAUGUAAGAAGUCUGCUAUUGUGUAAAAUGGAUCAAUAAAUACUUUAUUGAUGAACCUGACCAUCAAAAAAAAAGAAUACUAUCCAGUAAACAAUGAGCACAAAAAUUAACCUGACUAAAACUAAAUAGAAUAAGAUAAUAAUGAUGAUGAUUAUGAUUUUUGCCUAAAUGGAGGUAAUGACAAUCAAGUUUAAGUAGGUAUGUUGAAUGACCCUAAAACCUAAAAUAUCAAUAAUUAAGAUAGAAAUUUUGACUAGUCUCGCAAUCUCCAAUCAAUCCAAGUUAAUUCUAGAGAGGAAAAAAAAAUUGAAAUAUUUAAAAAUGUUGAAGCUUAUUAACAUUUUUUUAAAAAGAUCUUAAAUUAAGAAUAAUAUGAAAUAUCUAAGUAGAUAUAAUAAAGUGUUUUAACAACUAAAGCACUUAUCUUAUCAGAAAAUCAGUUGUAAAUAUAAGUUUCCUCCAACCAUCUAUUAAAAUAGGGUAAAGAAUUAAAAAUUAAAUGGGGUAAUUUUAAAUCCAAAUUUUAUGUAGAGAGUAUUGAUGAUCAUAAAAUCGUUAUUAAAAUUUAAGAUUCUAAUAAAUCUUUAAGUCGUUUCAAAGUAGGAAAUGUAGUAGAAAAUGUUUAAAUAAAAUUAAUCAAUCCUAAAUAGAUUUUUGAAAGAAUACUGUAGGGAAUUAACAAAUUUUCAAGUCUAGAAGAAUCUUUGUAAAAAAAAAUACUUGGUUAAUUUGAAAAGGAUGAUAAAUCUAUUAAAAGUGAUGAUUCAUUAGAAAUAAUUGACGAAUAAGCUCAAUAAGAUAUAGCUUAGCUAAAUUAAAGUUAGCUGUAAGCAAUUUAGUCAUCUCUCUCAAAAAAUAUUUCGCUGAUUUAAGGUCCUCCAGGAACAGGAAAAACUGAAACAGCAGCUCAGCUAGUUUUAGAAAUAUGGUAUAAAAUUAACAAAAAUUAACAAAACGAAAAGAUUUUAGUUUGUGCUCCAUCAAACUUAGCUGCAGAUAACAUUUCAGAUAGGAUUCAUGCAUAAAAUAGAGAAAUAAAAGUAAUAAGAAUAGUUUCUUAAGCUAGGUAAAGAGUAAAAGUUUCAUAUUAAUUUCAAGAUAUAGUUCUGCAUAAAGUACUAAAGAAAGAAGGUUUCUUUAAUAAAAAUAGUGUAUUGAAAAGAGCAAAAUAAUUAAUUGAAAAUGCUGACGUCAUUUGUACUACUUGCAUUAAUUCUGUAGAUAAGUUUAUAAAAGGUAUUAGUUUUUCAACAGUAGUAAUAGAUGAAGCAAACUAGGCAAUAGAACCAGAAACAAUAAUACCUCUUUAGCAUUAAGCUAAAAAAUUAAUUUUGAUAGGUGAUCAUAAAUAAUUGCCACCCAUCAUCUUAAGCAUUUAAGCUUCAAAAGAUGGGUUAAAAAGAAGUUUAUUUUCAAGACUUGUUUAAGCUGGUCUUAUCCCUUAAUUUUUAUCAAUUCAGUAUAGGAUGCAUCCAGAAAUAAGAAAGUUAGCAUCUUCUAUAUUCUAUCAAAACUAGCUUAAAGAUGGAGUUAAUGAAUAAGAUAGAACUCCUACUCCGAAGUUCAAUUGGCUAAAUAAUAAAAUUCCUAUCUAAUUUUAUGAUGUCUAAGGUUAAGAAAUUACUUUGUAAGAUGGUAAAAGUUUUAUAAACGAAGAAGAAGCAAAGCUUGUAAAAAGUUUAGUUUCUUAGCUUAUAUAAGCAGGUGUUAAAGAUAAUGAUAUUGGGAUAAUAACGCCUUAUUUAUCUUAAUCUAAUUAUAUAAGUUAAUUAAUAAAAAAUAGCAAUAUUUUAAUUGAUACAACAUACAGUUUCUAAGGACAAGAAAGAGACUACAUAAUAAUUUCAUGUGUAAGGAUCAAUAAUUUUUAAAACUUAGGAAUUUUAAGGACACCAUAGCUGAUUAACGUAUCUAUAACAAGAGCUAAGAGAGGUUUACUAAUAGUUGGAAACAAGAAACAUGUGAGUUAUUCAAGAUGGUGGAAACAAAUCAUUGAUUAUUUGGAUAAAUUAAAACUUAUUUAAGAAAUUAAAAAAGAGCCUAUCGAAAAUAUUUAUUCUAUUGAGAACAAUAAAAUCAUAAAUAAAAUUGAUGAAAGGCUAUGCUUCCAUAAAAAAAGUUGA
Messenger RNA from Tetrahymena thermophila SB210, 3561 nucleotides. Its product is annotated as AAA domain protein. The transcript has 3 exons. Lineage: Eukaryota; Ciliophora; Oligohymenophorea; Hymenostomatida; Tetrahymenidae. The record is from RefSeq and is a predicted model, not a curated record. Gene Ontology annotation, molecular function: RNA helicase activity; ATP hydrolysis activity; zinc ion binding. Gene Ontology annotation, cellular component: cytoplasm. Gene Ontology annotation, biological process: nuclear-transcribed mRNA catabolic process, nonsense-mediated decay.